This is a messenger RNA of Zea mays, 11904 nucleotides long. Its product is annotated as pentatricopeptide repeat-containing protein At3g61520, mitochondrial. The record is from RefSeq and is a predicted model, not a curated record. Gene Ontology annotation, molecular function: protein binding. NCBI's taxonomy places the organism in Eukaryota, Viridiplantae, Streptophyta, Magnoliopsida, Poales, Poaceae. The coding region runs from base 76 to 1863 and encodes 595 amino acids. The transcript is spliced from 4 exons.
CGGCCGGCUGUAUCGGCGGUCUGCCUAGCACUGCCUUCUUGAUUUGUCCUCACUGAGCCGCUGCCGUCCACCACCAUGUCGUCGACCCGGCGUCUCGUGCCGUCUGCUGUCCACAAGCUCCGAUCCCGCCGCCGCCUCUCCUCCACCUCCUCUCCCACCCCCAACAGCCCAAAUGCCGCAGCCAUCCUCGCCAUCCUCCUCCAUGGGCACACCCCCUCCGCCGCCACGCUGUCCCUCCUCCGCUUGUCGCCCGGCCUCGCCUCCGAGCUAUACGCCCUCAUCGCUGAGCCAUCCCACGCUUUCACGCCUGCUUCCCUCGCUUCCCUCCACUCCCUCGCGGCCCGCCACCGCAUCCCGCCUCCCUCUGCAUUGCUCCUUUCCAAGCUCGUCAGGCGCUUCUCCUCCCCAGCCGAAGCUGCAGGAUUCUUGCGCGACUCCCUCGCAUCGGGCGCGCCGGCGCCGGACAUUUCCAUCUUCAACAGCCUCCUUACCGCGCUUGGCCGCGCUGGCAACCUGCGCGGCAUGACGGAGCUGUUCACGUCCAUGCGAGAUGCCUCCGUCAAGCCCGAUGUAGUCACAUAUGGGAUACUUCUCAACGGGCUUUGCAAGUCAGGCCACGUUGGGGACGCGCUCAAGGUGCUCGACCGAAUGUCCAGCCCAGGCUCUGACGUCUGCCCGGAUAUUGCCAUAUUGAACACCGUAGUGGAUGGGCUGUGCAAGAUUGGGAGGCUGCAGCAGGCCAUUAUAUUCGUGGAUGAGCGGAUGAGGCACGUGCAUGGGUGUGCGCCCAACGCAGUUACGUAUAACUGCUUGGCUGAUGCGUUUUGCCGAGUGGGGGAUAUUGGCAUGGCUUGCAAAAUUGUGGCGAGAAUGGAGAAAGAGGGUGUGGCACCUAAUGUUAUCACGAUGAACACAAUUAUUGGUGGCUUAUGCCGAGUUGGGAGGGUUGGUGCUGCACUGGAGUUCUUCCGUGAGAAGAGAACAGUUUGGCCGGAGGCCAGGGGAAAUGCUGUGACCUAUAGCACUUUGGCUAGUGCUUUCCUCCACUGCAACAAUGUGGACAUGGCAAUGGAAUUGUUCCAUGAGAUGGCGGACCAUGGGCAUCGACCGGACGCAGUCAUGUAUUUCACCAUGAUAUCUGGAUUGACACAAGCAGGGCGGUUGCUGGAUGCUUGCACCACUGCGGCAUCGAUGAAGAAGGCAGGAUUUAAGUUAGACGCAAAGGCAUACAACAUUCUGAUUGGUGGAUUUUGCCGGAAGAAAAAGUUGCAUGAGGCCUAUGAGUUGCUUGAGGAGAUGAAAGGAGUUGGUCUUCAGCCAGAUGUGUACACCUACAAUACCCUGUUGUCUGGUUUGUGCAAAGCAGGAGAUUUCUCAGCUGUGGAUGAAUUAUUGGGGCAUAUGAUUGAUGAUGGCUGCCAGCCUUCUGUGGUCACUUUCGGCACACUUGUACAUGGAUAUUGCAAAGCUGGUAAAACAGAUGAAGCAUUGAGAAUUUUCAGGUCCAUGGAUGAGGCCAGGAUACAACCCAACACUGUAAUAUACAAUACGCUAAUUGACUUCCUCUGCAAGAGCAGAGAAGUUGAUGUAGCUAUCAAGCUGUUUGAUGAAAUGAGGGAAAAGAAUGUGCCUGCAAAUGUGACAACCUACAAUGCAUUGUUGAAAGGUCUCCAGGAUAAGAAAAUGGCAGAAAAGGCCUUUGAACUUAUGGACCGGAUGAGAGAAGAGAGGUGCACUCCUAAUUAUGUGACUGUGGAUGUUCUUAUGGAAUGGCUGCCUGAAAUUGGUGAAACAGAGAGAUUAAAAUGUUUCAUGCAACAAAGGGAUCAAAAGGAUAACCAUGUGCGAGGGCUGGGAGCCUAGUAAGCACAAUGGAUCCUUCCUUACUUGGUUGUUCUUUUGUUGCCAAUCAGGUAAAUUUGUUUCAUUUUCUUUGUCUGGUUUUGUGGAUUUGUAGUUAUCGUAGGGUCUGAUCCAGUGCUGAAGGCUCACACAUGAGUCGGGUUUGGAGAAGGGACAAACCGAGGCAAGCCUUUUCCGCAAAUAAGGAGAGGCUGCUUUGAACCCGUGACCCGGUGACCAAAUGGGACAGCACUCAUCACUGCACAAAGCCUUCCCUUUUAUUUAUAGUUAUCAGAGAAUGUAGAAAAAUGGAUUUGCAAUUUGAAUCCUAUUAGCUGUAGCCCCUAUUAGAUGACAAUUUGAUAGAUACUAUUGUACCAAGUCAUUCUUGACACUAUAUCAAAUGAAGUCCUUAUUCUUCAACAUAUGAUGUUCAAUGAUUUUUGUUAGAGGGCACAACAAUAUGUUAUUUAUGUUUGGAACCCUUUGACAUCAACCUUCGUUAGAACAUAGGUCCAUUUGCAAAGACUAUAUUCCAUUUGUAGUUUAUCUCCACUACCUAUUAAGACGAUAGUAUGGGCUCUACCAUGCCCCCGCCUCUUCGCCGCCUACGUCCUCCCCGCCUCUUCGCUGCCCCUGUCCUCCCCGCCUCGGCGAUACCAUGUCCCCGCCUGACGUCCGCCCCAACUCUCCACGGUUUCGGCGCCGCACCACCCCACCCCUGCGAAAUAGCCGCCGUCCAUCCUCCUCUCUGCCCCGUGUCCGCGAUUGCCGCGUCUGCUCCAUCGUUCCCAGCGUUGCGUCCGCGAUGCCUUCGAUCCGCGACCCCCCCCCCCCCCGACCGUGAUCCCCGCGCGCAGCACGGAGGUUCGCCGUGCCCAUGGGCCGAUGGCGCACUGUUUCGGGGCUAGCCCGAUGCGUUGGGAGCGGGGCAGAUGUGGUUGUUUCUCCGCGCCGCCGCUGCAUGGCAGUCCUCGCCCCCGCUGUCUCCCUCCCCUGCUAACCGCUCAUCCUCUCCCUGCCACGUGCCUCUAUGCCGCUCCCAAUCGCGCGUGCAGGGUGCUCGCGAGAAUGCCCACGCCACUCGGUCCAUGCGCAAGGACAGAGGAUCCACAACGUCGGCCAGUGACAUGUCGUACGCCAAGAACCGAGCGAGCGCCGAGGACAAGCGGCGCCGGACGACCACCACCACGCCGCCGCCGUUCCACCGGAACAACCUGUUCGGCUACCUGUGAUAUCCUGGCCCCUGGGAUGGUGAUAUCCUGGCCCUAGACUUAAUAGAAUUAAUAGAGUACUCAUAUCAACUAGGGGUAUCUUCUUUUUCGGAAGCCUAUCUCGAAAGAACCUCCAGGUUAAUCGUGCUUGGCUUGGAGCAAUUUAGGAUGUGUGACCGACCGGGAAGUUUUCUCGACUGCACAUAAGUGAGGACAAAGUACGCAUAAAAGACUUGUGUUGGUCUGUGGGGACAAUAUAUGAUCCUAGAGAGCUGCCAUGAGUAAGUACCGCCGGUCCGGGAGUGGACAGGGUGUUACAAGUGGUAUCAGAGCCGACCCUCGCGGUUUCACGGGCGUGUGUGGGUUAGGGGUUCGGGUAUAUGACGCAUGGCGCAUGUGGGCCCGGAGUGGUCACAUGACAUGACAUAUGACGACACUAGACACACAGAUGUGGCUAAGAGGGGAAGUUCCUGGAUUGGGGUUGAUCGACGAGGACGUCGGUCUUCUAAGGGGGUGGAUUGUGAUAUCCUGGCCCUGGGAUGGUGAUAUCCUGGCCCAAGGCUUAAUAGAAUUAAUGGAGUACUCAUAUCAACAAGGUGCAUCUUCUUUUUCGGAAGCCUGUCUUGAAAGAACCUUCAGGUUAAGCGUGCUUGGCUUGGAGCAAUUUGGAAUGGGUGACCGACCGGGAAGUUUUCUCGGGUGCGCAUGAGUGAGGACAAAGUGCGCAUAAAAGACUUGUGUUGGUCUGUGGGGACAAUAUAUGAUCUUAGAGAGCUGCCAGGAGUAAGUACCGCCGGUCCAGGAGUGGACGGGGUGUUACACUACCUAUGCACAACCCGGCGAUCCACAGCAUCAGCAGGCCGCCACGACCUUCCCCACGAUCUGCCGAGCUCACCCAGGAAGGAGAGCAGAUCUGUCCUCGUCGCGCUCGAUCUGCACAUGGCCGCCGUCCGACACCGACGAGGAAGAGGAUGACCUCGAGACUCUGCCAUCCAGCACCACAACUCGAUUACCAGUCGAGUGAGUUCUUGCCUGCGAUCCAUUUCCAUCAUCCCCGCCGUCUGAUUCGGAAUUCUAGCUCGCUCCUUCCUAGCGUAAUUACUGCUAAUUCGUCGAUGUUUUUUAGUUGACUAAUACCAUUGAAUUGCUAAUUCAUGAGGAAAUUAACCAACAUUCCAAAUUGGCCCAUUCUUCUAAAAACUUAAUGAGGUUUUUAAUCUACCGAAAAAAGAACUAGAAUAGGAAAGUUAUGGUUAAAUGAAGGACUUGAAUUUUGCUAGUUUAAAAAUUCCUACUACUGUUCUUGAAUGUCACCACAUGUUAUCAGUAUGGUUCUAAUGGGGUACUUCAGCCAACCAAAUAUUAUACGGAGUGACGGAAUAGAAACACAACGAAUCAUCAGUUAGAUUGAGUACAUGAAACAAAAAGUCCUCAGUUCUCAUGAUAUUUAAGAAAUAGACUUCCUCUUAUUCCUUAUAUAUCUCAAGAAAAAAACAAACUUGCAUGUAUACAGUGCAACAAUCUAAUUCAGGAAUCAGGGGAGUCAGAUAAGAGUACUUAUGAUUGCAUGUAUACCGUGUUGUUAUAUGAUUAUGUAAUGCAAUAUGAAUCAGGGGAGCCAAAAACAAACUGGUGCUUAUAAUUAUGUGGUGGCAGUGCAUGUGUUUAGAUCAAUCGGUGAUGUAUACCUGAAAAAUGCAAAGUAUAACACAGACCAGAUCGAACCCAAGUUCAGGCUUCCUGAAUCAUUCAGCAAGCGAUUAAUGAGUGCUGAUCCAUCUAUCAUCUCCCGCAAUCUUGAACCAAAUGACUGUUUCAUUAUAUUAGUGUCAGAUGGCUUGUGGGAACACCUCAGCAAUCAGGAAGCAGAUUCGGCAACUCGUUCGUUCGCUCAUUGAGUAAGCUGCUUGUGCUUCUAUCUGUUUAUAUUACCCUUGUCAUGUUUUCUUUCUGCAUCUGAUGCGAUGGUGUCACUAUAGUUGUCACUGUGUUGCUUUCAACCUUAUUUCUUUUGAGCUGUUAUUCCCUUGUGCAUCUCAACAAUUGUUUUGUUUUCCUAUAUAAAUGGUGUCAUGACAUUGGCAGAGAACAGGUAGCAAACAAGCCUAUUUUGAAUAUUUGUUUUCUAGGCAAGUUGUUUAUCACAAUUUAGUUGAUUUAUGGUCAUGUAUACAGUAUCCUUUUGAUGUGCAGUAUAGGGAACGAGCAGUUCCCGACUUCAGAACGGAUAUCUUAGAAGCAACCUAUCAUGCUGUUGCAAAGAGACUUUGUGGGGACUAGAUACAGGAUCCAGAUAUACCUGUUGUUACUGGAUUCCUUGGGAAGGUAUCUCAUCGACAAACAAUUUCAUCAUCCAUGAGGCAACUUGUAACUGCAACUGCCAUCACUUGCAGGGCUAGAAAUCAGGUGCUGUAACUACUUUAGGCCUAGGUGGUAGCGACUGCUACAACCAUUGGUAAAGCCUUGGGAGUUGGGACUGACAGAAAUUCAUGUCUAUGUUUAGUCUGAAUAGAUAUUGAAUAAACCAUAUUUUUCUUUCUGAGGAACAAACUUGAGACAAUAGUUGAUACUAAUCACUAAGCUAGCAUGUCCAUUUCAUGAAAUUGUUGCUUAUCCCCAUACAUUGCCUAAUUGGUCUGAAAGCAUAUUGUGCCUGUGAGGUAUGGAAAGAUGUUGAUGGUGUACUGACUUGUGAUCCAAAUAUCUACUCACAUGCAAAGACUGUUCCAGACUUAACAUUUGAAGAGGUUACAGAACUUGCUUAUUUUGGAGCCCAGGUACUCUUUCAUUUUGAGAAGAAUCAAAAAACAACAUUUCCCCCAAGAAAAAUUAUCUGUCUUGGACUGUUAAAGGGGCUAUGAUGGUUGACAUGCAAUGAUUCAUUUUUGUCAUUAAUGAAUCUUUCUGCAAAUUAUAUUUUGAAUGCUCAAGAAAAGAGUUCUAGAACUAAACAACAAAGAUAUCAGACACAAGAUAUUUCAUUUUAUUGCAGAUUUUUAGGACUUGGACCCUGUAUAGUGUGUCCAGACUGCUUCUCAGUGAAUAAACUAACCUUUCAGUUGCAUACUUUUCAAAAACGAAAGAUCUUUAGUGCAUUACUAGGGGUUCGAUAGAUAAACUCGACUUGCGGGGGUAAGACAGCCCCCGGGCAUUGUAUUAAGAAAAAAACCUUCUCACACAGGUCGAGAAAACCUUCGAACCCCUGCCCCACCCAUACACGGCGGCAUCGAAGCUCAUGUGAGAACGACCACGACCGGGGCUGAGCCUUAGGCCUGUGCUUUGACGUGGGACAGACGAGGGGAUUUUUUUAAGCACAACCUGAAAUUCGCUCCCACGGGGAGUCGAACCCACGACCUGAGGAGUGCUACUCAGACCACCUAACCAACUCAGCUAGAGGCCCUUUCGCGGUUCGAUAGAUAAACCUCUAUUCCAUUUUUACCUUUUAAAGUUAUACUGAUUGUUGCUUGGCAUUUGCUUUACUAAUCAGCAUGAAGUUGAACAUAUAGCUCAUGAUGUCAGUCUUAGUCACUCUUCUGAACAGAAACGAGAAGUUUAGGUUCAUUAUUGUGGAUUGUGCACUCCAAUGCAGGUUUUGCAUCCACAAUUGAUGAUACCUGCUAGAGAAGGUGAUAUUACAGUUAGGGUUGAGAAUUCGUACAACUGUAAGGCUCUAGGCACCCUUAUUACCAGACAAAGAGACAUAAAUAAGGUUGUGCUAACUAGCAUAGUGCUCAAGUCAAAUGUCACCAUGUUGGACAUCGUGAGCACUCGGAUGCUUGGUCAGUAUGUUUUCCUAGCAAGGGUAUUUUCUAUAUUUGAAGAUCUUUGUAUAUCUGUGGAUUGUGUUGCUACCAGUGAAGUUAGAAUUUCUGUGUCACUUGAUCCAUCAAAGAUUUUGAGUAGGGACUGAUACAGCAGGCAAGUGUUUCCAUUCCUUCAUUGUAUUAGCAAGUAGAAGCACAAGACAAAUUUCUUUAGUAGCUUGAUAGCGCAUGCAAGAACAUUUCCAAGAGAAAUGUUUUUAUUCUAAUUCUUUGUGCUUCCACGUUGUUUUUUUUAUUAUCGAAAGCGCAGGGGAACUGCGCCUUAAAUAUAUUAAGAAGAAGAUAAAAUGGUCUAAAAUAGACCACAGGUUACAGCAAUGAACUCCUUACGGAGGCCAGUAACGCACAUAAGCGAAAUAAUCCAUGGAAACCGAACUCAAAAACACUACUAGAGAUGAAAGAAACCAUCUUGGCAAUGUAGUUGAAGAGCUAGCAAGUAAGCACAGGAGAAUUUUUUCAAGUGGCUUGAUAGUCCAGGCCUGAACAUUUUAGGAGAAUUUUUUUAUUGUAGUUCUCUGUGCUUCACAUUGUAAACAAUCUCUCAUGAACUUGACCAUUUUGAAGAGCUUGAGAAAAUAGCAAUCGUCCCUCUACUUUAGCAUAGGGCAAUAAUUUCGCUUAUCGGAAAUGUGGAGCAAUCGACUCUCAUACUAGAAAAGGUAUAACACUCUGUACAUUCAAUUUUUCUUCUUUGGGUUUUCCUCUCUAAUGUUAUUUUCAUUGGAGAUCAGCAUAUAUAUUAACCAGUCCCAGCAGCGCAAGCACGCAGCCCCCACCCCGCCCCGCCCCGCCUCUUCUCGUCAUCGCUCUGGCCACAGGGCAUGCCUGCAGGCCUGCCUGCGACGUCGAUGAGCUAUUGGCAGGACCUUAGGAGUUAUGACUCUUCAUUCUGAUGAUUCACAGAUCGUUGUCCUUAAGAAUGGUGUCUAGGGCAUCAAAGGCAUAAUAUAGGGCAUUACAAGGAGAUUAGUACAAUACCAAUAUACCAUCAGUCUAUUAAAUUGACUUUGCCUGGAAAUAACAGAUGUGUAGGAUAUGCACAAAAGCACUUAUUGAGUUGAGUGGUAAUAUAUACUGCCAACUCGUAGGGAAUUUGAUUUUAUUACUCAAUGUUGAUGCCUUUCAUUUACUACCUUCAUUCUUUUUAAAAAAAUGUUUAGUGCAACAAAAUUGUUUCCAGUAAAUGUCUUUGAUUGUUGCCUUUUAUUGCUACUAGUUAGGUGCCCGUGCGUUGCGACGGCACACAAUCAUGGAAAUAGGCUUUCAGACGUAAUUAUCGCUACCUUCUUUGUUCUACCAAUGAAAACAAAGUCUAUGGCUGGGUACCAAGUAUGAUAGCAUGGUGGUGAUAUCAAAUUCUAGUUUGUUAGUAGUGUUUAGAGUGUGCGUCCCUCGGAAAAUAGCAUAUGAAUAUACACUCACAAUAUCAAAUCCAUCUCGAAUUAACAGGCGAACAAAUAGAUAGACAUUUGAAGCAUGAUCUUGUUUAUCCUGCAGCAGCUACACGGUAUCGAUCAUCUAUAUGAUCACUAAGAACAGUUAUUCGUAAAACUUUUUCUCCAAGAAGAGCACACUGUGGUAAAGGUUUGUGCAGCCCACAUUUGACCUCCUCGACGUAGCAAUUGGGGCAAGUAUAUUCAGCUUGUCCUCCAUCAUUCCUUCUUCCAUUAAAUAGAGCACAAAUUUGAUGUUGCUAGCAUUCACAUUUGUCACUUUGAACCCACUGCAGAAUGCAUGAUUCGAAAAUGUUUAGCAUAAAAGAAAAAUGUUUCAAACGUUUGAGCUUUUAUGACACUACUGUAUCAAUGGAACUGAAGAACUUACUCAUUCUUCGCCUUCGGAAAUGUUUGAUUCCAUAUAUACCACACCAAGAGCAUCGAAAAGGUACAUAGGAAAAGGGUACUGAAGCAUCCAAGGAGACACCAACCGUACCACCUUGAUGUGAGGGUAGGAAACUUUUCACUCUUGCUCUUAGCAUUUGCAUGAGUAAUGGACCUUCUUUUGUGUAAUAAGAAAAAAGGAUAUGCACAAGUUAGCUAUAUUGUCAAGUUUGCUUUAUGAUAUAAUGGGCUUCCUUUUUGACCAUGGCUGAUAAGAAUCAGAGGACCUAUCGUGAAGUCUACGUGGAUGUAGGAUGUAAUUCACAAAACGUAGAGCUUAUGUGAAAGACUGAAUGUGCUAAGACCAACUCUAUUAUAAGCUUAUCUUAUUAACAUCUAAAAAGACCAGGUCACAGUAACAAAUUGUACCAUAAGUAACAAGUUCAUUCAACAUACAUCAAUAUUUACUUGAAGUUGAAUAUUUACCUCUGGAGCUGAAACUGCCUUAGGUCGAUCACAUGUUCUCUAUCUUCUUGGAUCCAUCACCAUUAGCUCUACCACCACCAGCUCUUAAACUAUUGAACAUGGUAGACAAGUCAGGUAGCACCAUGGUAGUGUAUAACAAGUGCUCAAUUGAAUUGACUUGAGACCACAAACAAGGAGAAGGGAAGGUCUGGGUAGCACUAACACAAAUGGAUGGGAAGAUGGGAUGUAAGGUUCAUAUCCAAUGGCGUUCACGUCACCCAGGACGACUACAUUGGUGCACAGGAACACGAAAAGCCCCACGAACAAAACAAGUGGCAAUAAGGUUAAUUGGUCCAAUUCUGCCAGCAAGUGUCUAAAUUAAUUCAGAUCAGAAGAGGGAGGGAGCUAAUGACUGUUGUGGGUUAUCAGUAACAUGGUAAAAGAGCUGACAUCGUAUCUAAAGUUGUGCAGGUAAAGAAUGAAGUAUCGACCUUUGAUACUUUUACAUGUGAAGUCAGGUCUGCUUGAACCACCCCAGCUGCAAAAGGAAUGGGAGAAGUCAAUGCAUAGUGCCAUAUGCCAUCAAAUGCAUCAGAGUUAGGUAAAAUCAGAAUUGAUACCUGAAUACCUCUAAACAUACGCUAUGAGAUUUUACAAUCUAAGGACCAGAUGUCCUCUUAAAAUUUAAGGAGCAGAUGACAUCCUAAAAUUUAAGGACCAGAUCAAUUAAUAGUCGGAUAAAGUCCAAAUCCAAAAGAAAGAUGUAACCCAUUGGUUAGAUUAGCUAUACUUUUCAGCUCAAGUGAACACUAUUCACGAAUGAUGAAAAAAUAGCAAACAUAGUAUAGCAUAUAAGCAAGCUAGAUUCUUCAAUUGAUGCAGCACCUGCACCUCUCAUGGUACGGUUCCACCCCUUCCCACUCUGCUCCCACUGAUGUGGCUGUGGAGCUACAUGCAUUCGUUAUCAUUAUGUGUUUCUUGCCGCGUUGUAUAGUUAAACAUAUUCAUACACACCUAACUAAACAUAUUCAUAUAGUUAAACAUAGAUUAGUUUCUUAGCAUUUUUCAUACACCUAACAGCCAUACUAUCCUCAUUCACAACAAUAGUCAUAAUGCACCUGAUUUAUGUAGAGAAAGAUAUUGCUAAAAAUAAGGCAUGGUAACAAUGUCUAUUGAUAAAUGAGCUCUGUCAAUAUCUAAUAUUAAAAAAGGCAACCUUACAAUUCACAUGCAACCAUAAAUGAGCUAUGUAAAAUUACUUGAGUGUGCAUACAUAAAGCUGAUGACAACAAAUCAAUAAAAUUAUCUCUGAAAAAGAUUGCAGGGCAUUUCAACCAACACAACUACAUCAGUUAAUCAGAUAAAGUCCUAUAAAUCAUAUGUACCUCUCAUAAUACAAGUAUGGCACUUCGACAAAGAUAACCCCAGCAAAGCGUUCCUAACACGUUCUCCAUGGCUCCCAUAAUCUUGACUCAGCAAACUACUAUUAGCAAAUGACAAAAAGCUAAGACCAUGAAUGAACAAGGAGAAGAAAGUUUUGGUUGUAUUAUUUGAAUACUGAAUAUAUCAACCCAUCGAACAGUUUUCUAUCAAGCAUAGUGUUUUGUUCCCCUUCUCCUCCAAUAGCGUCAAUUCUGUACUCCUUCAACUCAUAAUGGCAAUUGGCAAGCACCUUUUUUAUCUGCACAGACAGAGUCAAUAGGUUAUUCAUCUACAUAUGUUGUUAAGCAGCUAAUUACUUAAUCCCCAAGAGUUCAAAAAAGUUCUUUAGAACAGACAAUAUUCGCACAAUGAAGCUACACUAUGGCUAUUGUUACAAGUGCACUUGGAUUGUGAAUCUUAAAAAGAAAUGUAGGAGAAAAAAAAAAUCAAAUGUACAUCAUUAAGCUGAUAUUGUGGAACUCGAUACCUUGAUUGUUGAAUAUGCAAUGUCUACCUCCAAAGGAGAGAACUUUUGAAAUAAUUUCCAAAAUGACAGCAAAAAAAUUAGUAGCGAAGACAGCCUAAAAGACCAGGUAAAAAGUAGCCAUUUUUCAUUGUUAAUGAGAACACAAUUUCUCACUGAAAUUGCCUCCAAUUCUAUAAAAUGAACCUGAAGUGUCAAAGUAGAAAAGGGAAAAAUAUAUAAAUUCCAAGAACAGGUCCUCCAACCAAAGCAUCAAAAUACUGGUUUUGAAGGCCACAAAAAAUACAGAGCCAUGGCUGGGUCUUUUUUAUGAUCGUUCUUACUCUCCAUAGAAUUCAUUGUUUGCUGUAAUGCGUGCUUAGGGAAGAGCAACAUUAAAUCACAGUCGUUGAGCACACAAUUACAAACAAUUCUAACUAAACAAUAAUUGCUUGCUAUAUAGAAAAACAAUCAUUUUUCCUUUCAUGUUACUUAUAGACAUCACACGCCUCCUUGUCCAUGGCGGGGGUGCACCUGGAGAUUGACGGUGAUGAGGAAGUGCACAAUGGGUCCUUCCUGCGGUGCGCGUGGCGGAAGGCAGGCGACACAGUUGUUGUCGAGGCGUGCUUGGGAGCAAAGGCAAUCGACGUCGCCGGAGCACAUCAGUCACUCCACGGCAGACAAUGACUUGCUAGGAGAAGAAAGUUUUGGUUGUAUUAUUUGAAUACUGAAUAUAUCAACCCAUAGGACAGUUUUCUAUCAAGCAUAGUGUUUUGUUCCCCUUCUCCAAUAGCGUCAAUUAUGUACUCCUUCAACUCAUAAUGGCAAUUGGCAAGCACCUUUUUUUAUCUGCA